Fusarium odoratissimum NRRL 54006 is the source of this 2462-nucleotide messenger RNA. RefSeq lists its product as uncharacterized. NCBI's taxonomy places the organism in Eukaryota, Fungi, Ascomycota, Sordariomycetes, Hypocreales, Nectriaceae. Gene Ontology annotation, cellular component: nucleus. The record is from RefSeq and is a predicted model, not a curated record. Gene Ontology annotation, biological process: positive regulation of transcription from RNA polymerase II promoter by galactose; DNA-templated transcription. The transcript has 5 exons. Gene Ontology annotation, molecular function: RNA polymerase II cis-regulatory region sequence-specific DNA binding; zinc ion binding; DNA-binding transcription factor activity, RNA polymerase II-specific. The coding region runs from base 78 to 2219 and encodes 713 amino acids.
ACCGGGUACAGCCCGUGAAAAAGGCAGACCCUCCUCUCAAUCUCGGCUUCAUCAAUUCCCCCGCUCUUUUCUUCGCAAUGGACAUUCCGCAAGCACAGGAAGGAGAAGCAGUGGCCCGUCCAACCAAACGAAAGAGGGUCGCUUUGGCAUGUGAUACCUGUCGGGAACGCAAGAUCAAGUGCGAUGGGUCGAAGCCUGUGUGUAAUCCCUGCAGAAAACGAGGGGAACCGUCUGCGCGAUGCGUUUACACUGUUAUUGCUGGGACUGCAAAGCAGCUCAGUGAGCAAGAGUACAUCGCUUCAUUGCAGAAACAGGUGCAGGACAUGCAAUUGGUAAUUGACCAGCUACGCCAAGAUGCAGAACUCACCCCCAAAAGCCCCAGAGACAGACCCGGUACAAUUCACGCCACUACAAACGGCCCAAGCCCCGUAAGCACAAUGGGCGCUACGACCCUCACUCUCAACCGUCAAGAGGAUGAAUUCUUCGGUCAAUCCUCGGUGCACUCCCUUCUCCGAGAGGUUCCCCAUCCCGAUCGCCACCGGCCAGCGGUCCCACUUCGGAACCGGGACCGGAGUUCCGCGACGUCACUUCUAACAGCUGAGUUUGCUCUACCGCCGCGACAAGUAGCUGACAAGUUUCUGGACUUGUACUUUGAUAGUGUGCAUAUUUUCUAUCCUUGGUGUCAUUCGACGUGGUUUAGGAAACGGUAUGAGGCGUUAUGGACGUCGACUGGCUAUCCGGGGGCGGAGAUGGGUCAAGCUGGUGAUAUUGGCGUGGGAGGAGAUCAGUGUCCUGAAACUUCCUUCUUCUGCGUUUUGAACGCGAUGUUCGCUCUGGGAUGCGAGUUUUCAGAUUCGCCGGAAAAAGAAUCUGCUUCGGCGAUGUUUAGCUCUAGGAUGAGGAGCUUGUUGCAGAUGGAUAUCCUUGAUAAAGGUGACUUGUCGCAUGUGCAGGCGUUGCUGCUGGCAGGUCACUAUGCGCUUUCGAGCGAGUAUCCUAUUAGAUGCUAUAAUAUCAUCGGCCUUGCUUGUCGGAUAGCUGUUGGGCUGGGGUUACAUACAGAGAGGCAUGCUGAUCAGCGAUCUGUUAUGGAGAACGAAGUGCGUCGAAGAGUCUGGUAUGGAUGUUUACAGAUGGAGAUGACAGUUUGCAUGACUCUGGGAAGGCCUCCAGUUCUCCAAAUGACAGACGAUGUUCUCGUACCCGCCGCAGUCGACGACGAGUUCAUAUGUCCCAAUUCCAUCUCAUGCGUCCAACCGGAAGGAACAGUAUCACAGAACCUUUUUGUGGUAGAGAACAUCCGACUUGCCAAGAUCCUCGGCAAAAUUCUCUCGUCAAUCUACUGGCCAAGCUCAUCUUCCGACUUCAGCGCCCUCGUUCGACUAGACGGGCUUCUAGAAGAUUUCCGGAAUUCCCUGGUCGAUGAUUUAACAUGGUGGGACAAUGACACGGUGAGACAACAAGGAGCUAGAGGCCAUGUUUUGAAGCGGCAGAGAAAUGUAUUACACGCACGGUUUCUCCAUCUUAGGAUUUUGCUGUACAGACCAAGCUUUAGUGCAUUCUGCGCUGCUGCGAGACGUUCACGACAACGACGAGUUACAGGCUCUGGCUUGGAUGAAACUGGAACAGAGGCGAAUACUUUGCAGGGAGCAUUCCAAGCUCAGUGCGCGACGACAUGCGUUCAGGUGGCGUACGAGCUAUCAGCGUCUCUGCUGGCUGCAAGGGAAGUGGAGGCGACUGGAGCAUGGUGGUUCAGUCUAUUCUAUCUCAUGACAUGCGGCGGCAUAAUCAUCCUCGCCGAGUGUGCUCAGGCCGGAGGAAGCAAACACUUUAACCAGCAGCAGCUCGAUGCGACGUGGGAGAACACGACGGUGCUCCUACGAGUUAUCGGCAGGGAGAAUGCCCGGGCGAGAGGUUAUUUGGAGCAUCUACUACUUCUGAAAGACCAAGCACGUUCCGCAUAUUUCUCAAUCCGCAACUCUGCAAUGCCGUCGCGUGCACCGUCUCGCAGACCCUCAGUUAGCAUCCAAGGCUGCCCGGAGGAACGCAUGGAUGAAGUCCCUCCUGAUACGGCGGAAAGUCAGACGGAACAGGUCGACUUCAUGGCAUCAUUGUUCCAAGAUAACUGGGACUGGAGUCUCGACGGUGGAAUGCCUACAUACGGCGGUCUUGGAUUCGGGGAUGAGUUUAUAUUCCCCCUACCUAGUUGGCCAGCUUAACCAUUCCAACAAUUUCCCAAGUCAGCGGUCUCACAGCCCUGUCCAAUAUCGUGUCUCCGGGUUUGUAACGCUGACAGUCUGGAGUGUCUCCGCGGAACUGAAGCAAAUAUGUAGACGAAACUCCCCUUGUGGCAUCUUCCACUUGUCCACCGCGGUAUCAAAGUAGCUAAAUGCGUACUUGUCCAGCUUGAACGUAACCUCUUCUGUUUGCCCAGCCGAGACGAACACUUUGCAGUACGAUCG